Messenger RNA from Chlorocebus sabaeus (green monkey), 717 nucleotides. RefSeq names its product vimentin type intermediate filament associated coiled-coil protein (gene VMAC). Lineage: Eukaryota; Metazoa; Chordata; Mammalia; Primates; Cercopithecidae. The record is from RefSeq and is a predicted model, not a curated record.
UGGCCGGGCCUGGACAGCGGCCUGGGCCAUGGCGGCGCCGCCUGCCCUGCAGAUCCGGGAGGCGAACGCACACUUGGCGGCCGUACACCGGCGCGCGGCGGAGCUGGAGGCGCGGCUGGACGCGGCGGAGCGCACGGUGCACGCCCAGGCCGAGCGCCUGGCUCUCCACGACCAGCAGCUGCGCGCUGCCCUAGACGAACUGGGUCGCGCCAAGGACCGUGAGAUUGCCACACUCCAGGAGCAGCUGAUGACCUCAGAGGCCACUGUCCACAGCCUGCAGGCCGCCGUGCACCAGAGGGACAAACUCAUUAGGCAGUUGCAGCCCCGGGCUGAGCUGCUGCAGGACAUCUGCCGCCGCCGACCACCCCUGGCCGGGCUGCUGGCUGCCCUGGCUGAGGCUGAGCGCCUGGGGCCCGUGCCAGCCAGUGACCCCGGCCACCCACCCCCCGGUGGGCCUGGUCCACCCCUUGCCAAUAGCACUGGGGAAGAGGCAGACAGGGACCCCCUCCAGCCUGCGGUGUUUGGGACCACAGUGUGAGCCCGGAAUGCAGAUUCCAGAAUGGAGACAGCCACUGCUGUCGAUGUCCUUGGGAGUCACCAGCGUCCUGCAGGGGGACCCCAUGGCAGAGCCACAGUCCUGUCUAAGCAUCAGAAUGGGCUAAACAGUCAAAGUUUUCAAAUAGGCAACAGGCCAGAUGCAGACGUUUAACCCAGACA